Messenger RNA from Pyrus x bretschneideri (Chinese white pear), 1188 nucleotides. Its product is annotated as transcription factor ILR3. Gene Ontology annotation, biological process: regulation of DNA-templated transcription; intracellular iron ion homeostasis. Lineage: Eukaryota; Viridiplantae; Streptophyta; Magnoliopsida; Rosales; Rosaceae. The transcript is spliced from 5 exons. The record is from RefSeq and is a predicted model, not a curated record. Bases 227 to 943 code for a protein of 238 amino acids. Gene Ontology annotation, molecular function: protein dimerization activity; DNA-binding transcription factor activity.
CAUAAUUUGCAAUAAAAUAAUAUCCCUCCACCUUUUUCUUUUCCUCCCGCAUAUAUAUUUCCAACUACCGAGGUCUCAUCAACCAAAAUUCACUCAGAAAAUUAAUUUAAUCAAAAAAAUUAAUUUCGGAAUAUUCCUUCCCAUUGCGUUUCCCGGCCGACCACGGCGGCGCUGCCUCUGCAGGGUUCACCGCCGGAAAUUCGGAAUUUCCGGCAAGCAUUAGAACAUGGGUUCCCCGCCGCAGAAUCCCAACUGGGUAUUCGAUUAUGGUGUGAUUGAGGACAUUCUUGUGCCAGGCGGUGAACUUCCGUCUCUUGACCCGCCCGGUUUCUCUUGGCCGGAUCAUUCAUUUGCCGGUCCGACCGCUCCCAGCACGGAAUUUGAUGACUCAUUUGGAAAUCCAGACAUCAUGAAGGAAACUGGGUUGCGAAAACGGGCGAGGACUGGAUCAAGCAGUGUGUCUGGUUCUAAAGCAUGUAGAGAGAAAAUGCGGCGGGAUAGACUGAAUGACAGGUUCGUGGAAUUGAGUUCUAUCCUUGAACCUGGAAGGCCACCCAAAACUGACAAGGUUGCUAUACUGGGUGAUGCUGUUCGAAUGGUAACUCAGUUACGUGGGGAAGCCCUACAGCUAAAGGAGUCAAGUGCAAAUCUGCAGGAGACGAUAAAUGAGUUGAAGGCUGAGAAGAAUGAACUUCGUGAUGAGAAGCAGAGGCUGAAAGUGGAGAAGGACAACAUCGAGCGUCAAAUUAAAGCCUUGGGUACUCAACCAAGCUUCCUUCCUCACCCUGCUGCAAUCCCAACUCCAUUUUCUGCCCCGGGCCAAGUUGUUGGCGGGAAAAUGAUGCCCUUCGUCGGAUACCCUGGAAUGUCGAUGUGGCAGUUCAUGCCACCAGCUGCAGUUGAUACCUCACAGGACCAUGUUCUCCGCCCUCCUGUUGCUUGAGUUGGCAGCUUUGAAUUAUGUCUUACCGGUGCUCAUAGAAGCCUUCAAAGUUAUUUCUCGUUAUUGAUUAUUUUGUUCCAGCUUUCGACUUUGAUUGACUGCUUUGGAUAAAAGUUGUAGUUCUCACCAACCAUCAUCAACCAUUACCCCUGUAGAUUGUAUGAUUUUCCAUUUUUGACCUGUAAAUUGUUCGGGAUCGAAGAUUUCUGUGCUAUAAAAUGCAAAACUUGGAGGCAUUCAUGACA